AUGAUGGCGCCUGAGGCACACAGGAUGGACAUUUUGCCCCCACCGCAUUUGCCUUACGAUGUUCUAGACUUCAUGCAGACCACGGAUCUUGUGCUUGACGAUAUCGAAACCCUGGAAUUCGACUUCGAUGCCGGUUUUCCUUCCUUCUUCGAGGGUCUCGAGACCGCCGAGACGAGACAGCAGACAGACCAGAAUGACGGGCCCGAAAUAGGCCAAGAUGCUGAAGAGACAGCUUCGCGGCGCGAGGCUUUCGAAAGAUCUCCUUGGUUUUGGAAACCAUCAUCCGCCCAGAAUGCAUUCAGUGAUCAUCCGCGAAUGCCCCUCGAGAGCGACAACGUCGACGUUGCUGCAUCUCCCCACUGGCCCUAUUCCGUCGAUCUUAUCAUCCAGGAUAAACUCAGCCAGCAGACCAGGGAUCGAAUCCUUCAGCUCGUGAUCCAGACCGUCGGAUCAAAAGUAUCUAUUCCAUCGUUCCCGUCCGCCAAAUUCUUGGAUAUCUUGAUCAAGAAUGGAAUAGCAAAGAAAUUGGAGACCGACGCUUGGAUCCAUCCGCAUACUCAUGUUUCCCAGACCACGAGGGCAGAGCUUCUCACUGCCCUUAUUGCAGCUGGAUGUGUCUGCUUUGGUAUCAUGGCUGUCGGUAAAACAGGGGGUUUGCUUCAGGAAAUAGUCAGGGUGGCCCUAAGUAAUUUAGUUGAGAAGGACAACAGCGUCCUUCGGGACUUACAGUAUCUUCAAGCCUACAUGAUAUGGAUUGAUAUCGGCAUUUGGUGCGGCUAUAAGAGACAGAUGGAGAUUGCCGAAAGCAACUUGCAACCUCUUUGCACGGCUUUGAGAAAGGCCGGCGCAUUCAACAAGUCUUUCUACAAACGUAUCAUCCCAUCACCCGACGAUGAUGAUGCCACGCUGGAACAAAAGUGGAGGCAAUGGGUGGAACAAGAAUCGUACAAACGGCUCGUCUACCAUUUAUUCGAACACGACAUUCUGGUAGCAUUUACUAUGACCCGCAAUCCACUGACCUCCUAUUCAGAGUUCAGUGUCCCGUUUCCCGCGGAAAGAGAUAUCUGGCUCGCGCCGUCCCCGUCUGCCUGGAGAGCCAUUCACCUCUCUAAAGUCCGGGCCCCUGACCCGGUCUUCAACUCACUAAGAGACAUCCUCAUAAAGCCCGACCGCCUCAACACCCUAUCCGGCGAUGCCGACUUCGACAGGGCGACCUCAAUCUUCGUCCACGGUGUCGGGGCAAUGGUCUGGGACUACCGGAAACAAGCAUCCAUCACGCAAGAGAGCUCAUCCCACGACGAUCCCACCGCCCACCUCUGGCUCCAAAGCCGGCGGCAAGAGCUCUCCACCCUCCUCCAAACCCUCCAAACCACCCACCCCCGCGCCCCCGCCGUCCUCACCCUCCUCGCCGAGUUCCUCCAAAUGCACCUGCACGCCUCGCUCGACGACAUGCAGCGCUUCGCCGGCAAGUACGGCGAGGCCGAGGCGCGCCGCGCGUGCGCGAGUAUGCUCGUCAACAAUAACAACAACGAUCCCAACUCCUCCAACUCCGACUUCUCAUCAUCAUCAUGGCCCACCACGCGCGCCUCCCGCACCGCCGUCUGGCACGCCGGCCAGGUCCUCCGCGCCGCCCGCAGCGUCCCGCCGUACCAGCUGCGCGGCGCCGAUGCCAUCGCCGUCUACUACGCCGCCCUGACGCUGUGGGUGUGGGCCGUGCUGAGGGAGAGGAUGACGGCAUCGGCGGGGGCGGUGACGACGACGAUGACGGACGGGACUGGUGGUGGUCGUGGUGGUGGGGUGGUGCAUAGCAUGCAUACAGACCUCGUAGUAGGUGGCAGCGCGGGUGCCGCGGGUGCCGCGGACAGCGUGGGCGCGCAUGGUACGGUCCCGGUGCGGCUGGAUGGCGCCAAGGGCCGGGAGCAGGAGGCGUUUCUGGCGCACGGCGUCGGGACGCCGGUGCUGGGCUUCGACUGGCAUCGAGAACGUGCAGGAGAGGAGGAGGAGGCUGACGGGAGAACACGGCGGCUGCGGCGGCGGCAGCAGCAGCAGCAGCAGCAGCAGGAACAGGAACAGGAAGAAGGUGGGAGUAGCAGUCGUGACGGAAGAGGAGGAUUUGUCGAGAUCCAGCCAAGCCAGGUCAUGCGUGUGGGCGCGCAGGUGCUGGAGGGCAAUUAUCCGAAUUCAGGGAAGGAUGAGUUGCCGCCCAUGAUUAUGAGCCUGCGGAAUCUGAUGAGGGAUUUGGGGAGGUCUCCGUGA
Molecule: messenger RNA, 2256 nt
Organism: Lasiodiplodia theobromae
Lineage: Eukaryota; Fungi; Ascomycota; Dothideomycetes; Botryosphaeriales; Botryosphaeriaceae
Exons: 6
Coding region: 1-2256 (751 amino acids)
Biological process (GO): DNA-templated transcription
Molecular function (GO): DNA binding; zinc ion binding
Source: RefSeq, a predicted model, not a curated record